AAAUGCAUACUGUUUUCCUAAACAACAGGAACGUAUGCGGUCAGAUGUUUGUGAGCAUUAGGAUGUGAGGUCACAUGCCUUACUAGACUGCAUGAUAUCAGUAAGGGAAGUUUCUCUGAGAUUGUUUGCUUGCACUGUCAGAAUAAAAGCAGAACGCAAAGUGCCAAGGAUAUUACCUUUCGAAAACGUCUGAAGAAUAUCCAGAAUGAGUCAAGCUGAGGAAACCAGUACCCAUGUGACAUGGAACACUGUGAAGCUGGUAGUUUGCGUGAUACUGAGCUUGUCAUUUAUUAUUGGGACUCCUGGAAAUUGCAUUGUCAUCUGGACUGUUUGUACUAAAAUGAAGCAAGUGUCUCCUUCAGUCCUGCUGAUCUUGAACCUGGCCAUUGCAGAUAUCCUCGUACUGAUCACUUUGCCUAUCUGGAUUUACUCCUUUGCUGACUCCUGGGUUUUUGGAAUCAUCUUCUGCAAAAUACUGGUCUUCAUUAUUUACUGCAGCAUGUAUGCUAGUAUAUUUCUGAUUACAGCACUGAGCUUGGAGAGAUUAAUGGCUGUGUUUUACCCUUUUGCUGUUCAGAGAUACAGAACAAAGGAAAAGACUUCUAUAAUCAUGGUCUUCAUUUGGUUCCUGUCUGUAGCUCUUGGUAUUUCUAUCAUUCCAUUUCAAGAGACAGACGAAAUCAAUGGUGGGCAGCAAUGCACGUGUCGCAACUACUCCUCUAUUAAACAGAAAGUGUCGUAUCUUUUGCUGGAAACUCUUGCAGGUUUUGUAAUUCCUUUUCUAAUUAUAUGCACCUCUUAUGUGUGUGUUGCAAAAAGAAUAAGCAAAAUGACUUACCGGUCAAAGCAGCGAUCAGAACGGCUCAUUACCAGCAUUGUGGUGGCAUUCAUUUUGUGCUGGUUUCCUCAUCAUCUUUUCAACAUCCUAGAUAUCAUUUCAAUUGAGAUAGAGCACUCUGAGGAAAUGUAUUUGACUCUGGAAAAAAUUGUAGACAUAGGAGAGUAUAUCUCUGGAGCACUUGUGUUUGUCAGUAGCUGCAUUAACCCUCUACUUUAUGCUUUUGCUGCACGAAAAUUUCAGAAUCACCUGAGAAUUGCCAAGAUAUCCAAGCUCUUUGAACAGAUGAGUCAGACUGUAACAGACGAAGACAAGAAGAGUCAUUCUGUAGUCAAACAAGAGACUGCUUCAGUAGGCAUGGAAAAUCUCUAACAAAGAACAUAAACUUAGUUAAUAACGGGGUCCUGGGGCAUCCACUCAGUAGUUCUUACACGUAGGGACAAGUAAAUGUUAGUACAGUUUUGUAUGUUUUAAAAGAGUUGUCAGUAAAGCCUUGUUUGGUUCCUAAGCUGGUAUCCACAUCACAGAAUCAACGAUGCUGAGAACCUCAUCAAGGUAGCUGGAGGUUUGAAGUAAGGAAUGCAAUAUUUUUACUCUGCAGUAGAGUUGUGAUUUUUAGAAAAAAAUGUGGAAAACAACAUUUACAUGGAAAACAAAAUUUGGAAAUUUAAAACUUGUUUUUGUGGAGCAAAACCUGAAGUGGUCAAAAAAUCCCCAUAUAUAUAAUCUGAAGUUCUAAGUGAGCAAGCUUGGAUUCUUAUUAUGGGUAAGAAUGGAUUUCAAGAUGAUUAAUGGCACAUAAAAUUUUUAUACAGGACUUCAUUUAGGCUUAAAAGUAACAACUUUUACACAACUUCAUUUACAGAAGAAUCUUAUGUUAAUGUGAAGUAAAGCAUUAGGAAUGGCAUGCAUCUUCAGAAAAAGGUACAAGAAAUCUGUGUUUCAUGACAGUUACAGACCUCAAGCUAUACUUCAUUUAUAUACAUAACUCAGUGGCAACUGAACUAUUGAUAUAUCUAAUAUUCAUAGUAUGAGUAUUCUCAAAUGAUUUGACUCAGUUGAGCUCUCAAGAUGUCUAUUAAAGUUCUGGAGGAAUUUAAUCAAAGCCUACAGUGAGGGAAGGAGACAUCGGUGAGAUUCUUUUACAUGUAAGAAUGUUAUGGCAAUAGUAUGAAGUGCCUGAUAUCCUAAGAAUUUCACCUUGCACAUAGAAGCAUUUUUUUUUCUCUUGUAAAAUAGAGUAGAACUUGCUUUAAAGAAGCAAAUACAUUUAGGACUUGCAAGGAAUUUAUUUUUCUUUUGUGAAUGCAAACUCACUGUGAAAAAACUGCAUGGCAUCAAAUGUUUGCUUUCAAUGGGUAUUUUUAAUUUCUGUUUGUGCUUGACAUUUUUUAUACUUUCUUUUGCUUAUUUUUUUAAUCAUUGAUUUGUAAUAAGAUGAAGAUAACUACUGACUACUGAGACUUACUGUUACUAUCUUUCUAUUGUAAUAUCCUGCAGAUUGUGUUUUGGACAGCUGCAGAUAGUUUUGUAACUCACAGAGAAAUUGUGAAAGACUAACUAGAACUUAAUAUUGAAGAGCUUAUUAUUUAAGACAAGGAAAUUUGAGUUACAUCAGUUUAGCUUGUGAAGUGGAACAACACAGAGAAAUAAAUCCUUAUAUAUUAAUAGAA
Messenger RNA from Tympanuchus pallidicinctus (lesser prairie-chicken), 2511 nucleotides. RefSeq names its product leukotriene B4 receptor 1-like. Gene Ontology annotation, biological process: immune response; G protein-coupled receptor signaling pathway. The coding region runs from base 206 to 1210 and encodes 334 amino acids. The record is from RefSeq and is a predicted model, not a curated record. NCBI's taxonomy places the organism in Eukaryota, Metazoa, Chordata, Aves, Galliformes, Phasianidae. Gene Ontology annotation, cellular component: membrane. Gene Ontology annotation, molecular function: G protein-coupled receptor activity. The transcript has a single exon.